Messenger RNA from Panonychus citri (citrus red mite), 3114 nucleotides. Its product is annotated as protein regulator of cytokinesis 1-like. NCBI's taxonomy places the organism in Eukaryota, Metazoa, Arthropoda, Arachnida, Trombidiformes, Tetranychidae. Gene Ontology annotation, molecular function: microtubule binding. Bases 258 to 2558 code for a protein of 766 amino acids. The record is from RefSeq and is a predicted model, not a curated record. Gene Ontology annotation, biological process: microtubule cytoskeleton organization; mitotic spindle midzone assembly. The transcript has 5 exons. Gene Ontology annotation, cellular component: spindle; mitotic spindle midzone; cytoplasm.
CUUUUUCCUUAAAAAUUAACCCGAUUGUUUUUAUCUUAAUCAAUGUGAUUACUAAUUAAUUUGCUAUUUUUAUUAAUUAAUCUUUUUAAUUGUAACAACAAUCAUCUCUGUGUUAACUUUAUCUGGAACCAUUUUUGUUGUGUCUUCAUUAAUUUUUCUGUUUUCUUAUAAAGAUUUUAUUCCAUUUUUUUCUCUUUGUGAUUUUUGUGUUUGAACUUUGGGAUUAUUGUUACAAGAAAGGUGGAAGAAGAUAAAAAAUGCCUUCAACCAGUAGAAAUGACAAAAGAAAAACUUUAAAUAAUUUUGCUCGUAUUAAUAUGGGAAAUGGAUUCCAUGAUGAAAUUAUUGAAGAAAAUUGUGACUUUAAAGAACAUGAAAGUGAAACUGAGGAUAGAGAAAAAUUAAUUGAAUUUAUCCGAUGUAACCGUCGUGAGGAAAAUAGUACCAUUGAUGAUGAUUCCAAUCUUGGACAAUUGGUGAUGGAAAAAAGCCAAGAAGUUGUUGAUAAAUUUAUGGAAACAAUGUCAUCCGUUGCUGAAAAAUGGGCUUACCUUGGUUUAAGUAGAGUCUGUUUAGAGAAACGUCUUGAUUCAAUUUUAAAUAUGGUGGUUGAUUUAUAUACUGAUGCCGAGAAAUGGGAAGAUGAAUUGGUUAGAUAUCUAAUGCAAGAGAAGGAUAUUAUGGAGAAAAACUUGAGAAAUUUAUCCAAAGAUCUUAAUCUACCUGAUUAUGAGCCACCUCAAGGUGGUAGAUUUAUGGAUAUGCUUAAUGAUAUAAUGGUUAGACAUGAAGAACUUCAAUUUAUCAAGAAAGAGCGUGUUACCAAGUGGAGUGAAUUUCUUAAUCAGAAAUUAUCACUUUGUAAAACAUUGGGUCUUUCAGAAGAGAUGCCAAGAUUAUCUAAUUCAUUUAUACCUUCAGAAAAUGAUAUUCAAGGAUUACAAUCAAGUGUCAUGGAAUUGAAGAAAACUUAUAACAAGAGGCAAAAGGUUUAUAUUGUUAACAAAAAAUCUAUCCUACAAUUAGCUACUGAACUUGAAAUGGAUCGUGAUUGUCGAGAUAUUGUCAAGUUUACUGGUCAUGAAGAAACUUCUGUCAUCUUAUCUGAAAGUUUCAUCAAGGAACAAGAAUCUUAUAUGUGUCACCUACAAGAGGAAUAUGAUGCCAAUGAGAAGCGUAAGAUUAUGUUGGAAGAGCGAUUAAAUCAACUAUGGGAUAAAUUGGAGAUUGAUGUUUAUACCAGAAGACAAGAAUUGAAUGGUAUCGUUGGAUGGAAACCAAGUGAACUUGAAAAAUUGAAACAAUUGGUUGAUAAAUAUGAAGAGAUUAAGAAGCAAAAUAUGGGAAAAUUUAUUGAUAAACUUCGAUGUGAAAUUCGUGAAUAUUGGAAAAAAAUCUAUGCCUCACCUGAAGAGGAAGAAGAAUUUGAUAUUUAUAUGUGCGAAGAAGAUUGUACCGAAGCUCUUCUAACCGCUCACGAGGAUGAACUUGCUCGACUUAAGGGUCGUUACCAUGAAAAUCGUGAAUUAUUUGAAUCACUGGACACAUGGUUAGAGUGUUGGGUUAAAUAUUUGGAUUUGGAGAAAAAGAUGAACGAUCCAAAUAGAUUUAACAAUCGUGGUGGUGUUUUACUCAAACAGGAAAAGGAAAAGAAACGAACUCAAAAAGAACUAACCAAAUGUGAAAAGGACAUUCGAUUGUUAUCCGAAAAAUGGUCAAUAGACAAUUUUGGUGCCCCUUUUCUGGUUGGUGGUCAACCUGUUUUAGAAUUUAUUGAAUGUCAAAAGAAUCAUCAUCAAGUCAUCAAGGAAAAUGAAAAAAAGGAAAGGCUAAAGACCAAAAACGAUUACGAUACUAAAAGUCGGAAACUUCAACUUACCAAUUCAAAGCCAACACCCAAUUUACUUCAUCGAACUCCAACUAAACAGUCUGUUAAUAAUACUCCUGCUUCGGGUGUUAAAUCAUCUUGCGAUAUGCAACGUCGAUUGCAAACAUCAACUAAACCAUUGUCACCAGUUAAUCGUGAAUUAAGAUCAACUCGACCUCGAACUCAAGUUCAACGUUUAGGUGUUGAAAAUAGAUGUAACUCAAGUGACAGAAGACGAGCAACUCCGGGCGGUGGAAGUAUAAAGACAACUCCAAGUAUUCCCACCAUUGUUUACGGUGGUGUAGCUAAAAGUGUUGGUCUUGAUCAAUUGAUUGACGAAGAUCGAUUCAGAGCUCUCCUUCAAGAUCGUAAACAUGAAACACUCGAAAGCACCGGUUUGUCCAAAAAGACUUUUGUAUAUUUCCAACAGAGUCGAGAUAAUUCACCAGUAAAUCAAACUCUCCGAGACAAUCAUUCGAAAAUUGUUCCAAGUUCAGGAUAUGGAACAUUGAAUAGAAGGAAAAGUCGCUCAUAUACUGUUCUCUCUCUUAAAAAUGUCGGCGAUUUCGAUGAGCCCUUGUAUCGACCAACAUCACCAAAGUUAACUAGAUGGGGAUCAGCCCAAUCUGUAAAAAGCAACAAAAGUUUAAGGAACGGUGUCUUCUCACCAAGGCCACCUUUCCGUCCUUAAUCAACAACCGAUCAACUUAAAAACCAAAUGACAAAUCAAAUUGAACUUAACCUGAUCAAGGAUCACUUUUGCUUUCAUUUUGAAUUUUCUAUUUCCACUUUAAAACAAACAAACACUACCGGUCAAGUCAAAGUUUCCAAAAGGCCUAAAGCAAAUCACCAAUUAGACCUGUUUCACGAUCUCUGCUGAGAGAUGCAUCAUUCAUCCUUAACAAUUUAUUUACUCAAUUUUUUUCUUCAACUUUGAUCUUGACGAACAAACAAAACCCACUGUUGGCUCAUUGAACAAAACUCAGGCCAAAACAUUUCCGCCUCCAAAUCCGAUCCUCUUCGAUAUUGCAUAUUACUUCCGUUUCCAUAUAUAUUUUUAACAGAAAGUUUUUGAUUCUUAAUAAUCCUUUAUACUCACUAAUUCUCUCUCUCUCUCUCUCUAUCUUUAUAUUAUUAUAACUUCUUAUUAUUUGUAUCAUUUUCUCAUCUUGUAAAUUUGUCUCCAUACAAAGACGUUGAGCAAACUCAAUUACAUUAAAAAGAGUUUAUUCUAUUGGUCAAAUUAA